AUGACAUCUAAAUCCCCCCCAUCUCUACACUACCACCACCAGUAUGGCAUGGUUUGGCCGUUUGGAUGGGGUGGCUGUCAUUCCACCACGUGGCCUCGCCUCCUAUGGAUGCUGUGUGUGGGGAUGAGCCCUGGGUCCUGGGCCUCCCAUCAGCACUUCCAUCCCCACUCCAUCAAGAUCCCUGGAGACAUCACCCUUGGAGGCCUGUUCCCCAUCCACGCCAGGGGGCCUCAUGGCCUGCCCUGUGGGGAGAUCAAGAAGGAGAAAGGCAUUCACCGCAUGGAGGCCAUGCUCUACGCCCUGGACCAGAUCAACAGUGACCCUGAGCUACUCCCCAACAUCACUCUGGGGGCCAGGAUCCUGGACACCUGCUCUAGAGACACCUACGCCCUGGAACAGUCGCUCACCUUCGUCCAGGCCCUCAUCCAGAAGGAUACCUCGGACAUACGCUGCUCCAACGGAGAGCCGCCCAUCAUCCGCAAGCCUGAGCGUGUGAUAGGGGUGAUCGGGGCCUCAGCCAGCUCUGUGUCCAUCAUGGUUGCCAACGUGCUACGUCUAUUUGAGAUUCCCCAGAUCAGCUAUGCCUCCACAGCCCCAGAGUUGAGUGACAAUAAUCGCUACGACUUCUUCUCGCGUGUGGUCCCUCCUGACUCGUACCAGGCACAGGCUAUGGUGGACAUAGUCAAGGCAAUGGGCUGGAACUAUGUGUCUACACUGGCAUCAGAGGGAAGCUACGGGGAGAGCGGAGUUGAUUCCUUCCAGCAGAUCUCGAGAGAGGCAGGAGGUCUGUGCAUCGCACAGUCUCUUAAGAUCCCACGAGAGCCCAAGCCGGGAGAGUUUGACAAGAUCAUUAGAAGGCUGAUGGAAACUUCCAAUGCCCGGGGGGUCAUCAUCUUUGCAAAUGAGGAUGACAUCAAACGGGUUCUGGAGGCAGCGAAGAAGGCCAACCUCACGGGUCACUUCCUGUUUGUAGGUUCUGACAGCUGGGGUGCCAAGAGCUCCCCUAUUCUAGACCAGGAGGACGUGGCUGAGGGAGCUGUCACCAUUCUACCCAAGAGAGCCUCUAUUGAAGGCUUCGACCAGUACUUCACCUCCAGAUCAUUAGAGAACAACCGUAGAAACAUUUGGUUCGCUGAGUUCUGGGAGGACGAUUUCAGGUGUAAACUGACAAGGCCAGGCAUCAAAAUAGACAGUGAAAAGAAAAAGUGUACAGGAGAGGAGAGGAUAAAUCGUGACACUGCCUAUGAGCAGGAGGGGAAGGUGCAGUUUGUAAUCGAUGCGGUCUACGCAAUGGCCCAUGCCUUACACAGCAUGCACCUGGACCUGUGCCCCGGCGCAAUGGGCGUCUGUGACAAGAUGGAUCCCGUGGAGGGCCAGUUGCUGCUCAACUAUAUUCGUUCUGUGAACUUUAACGGCAGUGCAGGGACAGGAGUUCUAUUCAAUGAGAAUGGAGAUGCACCAGGACGAUAUGACAUCUUCCAGUACCAGAUGUCAAACACUACCAUUCCUGGAUACAGAGUCAUAGGUCAAUGGACCAACAAUCUGCGACUCAAUAUGGAGGAGAUGCAGUGGUCAGGUGGGGACCGUCAGAUCCCUGACUCAGUGUGCAGUUUCCCCUGUAACCCUGGAGAGAGGAAGAAGAUGGUGAAGGGUGUGCCCUGCUGCUGGCACUGUGAGUUGUGUGACGGCUACCAAUACCAGCUGGAUGAGAUGAACUGUGAGACCUGCCCCUUCAACAUGCGCCCUACGCCUAACCGGACGAGCUGCCGGUCCACGCCCAUCAUCAAGCUGGAGUGGCACUCCCCCUGGGCCAUCAUCCCUGUGUUCCUGGCCAUCCUGGGUAUCCUGGCCACCUCCUUUGUGGUCAUCACUUUCAUCCGCUUCAACGACACGCCCAUCGUCCGCGCCUCAGGCCGGGAGCUCAGCUACGUCCUCCUCACGGGCAUCUUUCUCAUCUACCUCAUCACUUUCCUCAUGAUCGCAGAGCCAGGCGCAGUGGUGUGUGCGUUCCGCCGGCUGCUGCUGGGCCUGGGCAUGGCCAUCACCUACUCCGCCAUGCUCACCAAGACCAACCGCAUCUACCGCAUCUUUGAGCAGGGCAAGAAGUCUGUGUCGCCACCUAAGUUCAUCAGCCCCACCUCUCAGCUGGCCAUCACGUUCAUCCUCAUGUCUGUACAGCUGCUAGGGGUGUUUGUCUGGUUCGCUGUGAUACCACCCCAUACCAUCAUAGACUACGAGGAGCAGAGGCCUCCCAACCCAGAGAUGGCCCGGGGCGUCCUCAAGUGUGACAUGUCCGACCUGUCGCUAAUCUGCUGCCUGAGCUACAGCAUUGUCCUCAUGGUGACCUGUACUGUCUACGCAGUCAAGAGCAGAGGGGUGCCGGAGACCUUUAACGAGGCCAAGCCCAUCGGCUUCACCAUGUACACCACAUGCAUUGUCUGGUUAGCUUUCGUGCCCAUCUUUUUUGGCACGGCACAGUCCACAGAGAAGAUGUUCAUCCAAACCACCACAUUGACAGUCUCCAUGAGCCUGAGUGCCUCUGUGUCUCUGGGGAUGCUCUACAUACCCAAGGUCUAUGUCAUCAUCUUCCACCCAGAGCAGAACGUACAGAAAAGAAAGCGCAGCUUCAAAGCCGUGGUGCAGGCGGCCACCAUGUCUACUCGGCUCUCCCAGAAGUCCAAUGACAAGCAGAACGGAGAGACGCAGAACAAGAUCGAGCCAGACAGAACACAGUAG
Molecule: messenger RNA, 2736 nt
Organism: Salvelinus namaycush (lake trout)
Lineage: Eukaryota; Metazoa; Chordata; Actinopteri; Salmoniformes; Salmonidae
Gene: grm6a
Product: glutamate receptor, metabotropic 6a
Exons: 10
Coding region: 1-2736 (911 amino acids)
Biological process (GO): regulation of synaptic transmission, glutamatergic; G protein-coupled glutamate receptor signaling pathway
Cellular component (GO): membrane
Molecular function (GO): adenylate cyclase inhibiting G protein-coupled glutamate receptor activity
Source: RefSeq, a predicted model, not a curated record